Molecule: messenger RNA, 930 nt
Organism: Brettanomyces nanus
Lineage: Eukaryota; Fungi; Ascomycota; Pichiomycetes; Pichiales; Pichiaceae
Exons: 2
Coding region: 1-930 (309 amino acids)
Source: RefSeq, a predicted model, not a curated record
AUGCCUGGUUUAGGAAGUGGCUUUGCCGACUACUUAAUGAAUAUUUCGCAGUCUUCGAAAUUUCUAGACUUUGAAGAGGAAUUCUUCAAGGAGAAGCCUUUCUAUGAGACGUCCUUGUCGUCUUCAGAAACGGAAGAAUCAAUAGAGCCGUUGAACGACGACUAUUUCGUUGAUUAUGAACGUCCUUCCUUACCAAGAAGCUCCAUUAGUAGUGGUUACUCGAUUUCUGGGAAUUCGGAUAAUCUAGAAAUGACAUCUACUAAUUGGCAACAGCAACGUGAAAGGGAAUCAAGUGUAAACUCUUUAUCGCAUUUCCAUAUUCCUCAAAAGUUGAAGAGUUCUCCAGCUUUGAGUCGACUCACCAAGAAACUCCUCACUAAACAGAAAAAUGAGAAAGACAGUAUUCCUUCACCAAUCGAACUGUCACCCACACAACAAUAUUUUGACUUUCCGAGACGUAAGUUGUGCAGCGGAAUGUCAAACGACAUGAUGGAACUAUCCAGGACUUGGACCAAUCCGGGAAUUUCACGGCAAAGUAGCAUAGUUAGCGGACGCAGUGCGACUGGGGGGAGCGGCGGACCAGGUGUCCUGACUCCCGGUACGAUUUUUGGGGGUGCCACUGCAGGCUAUGAAGAUAUCUCAGAAGAGUACUUUAGCAAGCAGAGCAGAAAGCGCCAUCACAGUAAAAGUUUCACUAACCCUGUAUGCAGCUUGAACAGCAGCCUGAGUUCUGCAACUACUUCGAUAAGGGCCGAAGGAUGGACCCUUAAAAAUGGAUUAUUACUGGAGAAUGAUCAAUCGGAUACAGAUAACCAGACGGACGAGGGAGACGACGUCCACGAGGACGAUAACGAGAUUUUUAUGCGCCACGAGGAGGCGGUGGCAGAUUUGAUAGCACAAGAUGUGUUGAACAGAAUGCAGUUAGAUUAA